GGGAGACUGACGAUCUCAAGACUAGAGUACAAAACAGGAAGUAGGUAGGUUUAUAUACUAGCCAGAACCAAACACAACCAAACCCAGGCCACAGUGGCACAGAAACUCGGAAAAGUGUGGCCCAACUGUGGCACCCACCAGGAAAUAAUAGAAAAGGCAUGGAAAUGACAAAAGGUCAUGACAUUACCCCCCUCUUUAAGGUCAUCGUCCUGAUGAUCAGCGAGAGUGAGACAAUGUGCACAACUGAAAGGGGUGAAAGGGAAGAAAGGGGAGAAGAGACAAGGAGGACACAGCAAAAGCUGAGAAAUAAAGGGGAGCAAAAGCACUGGAAGGUCAUAAAAGGGCGUGAACAGUGUCGUAAGGGGCAUGAAGAACAUACAGCAAGAAUGAAAGAAAUCUGUCCAUAAAUGCUGAAGAUAUUCAUGAAAAGGGGGGAAGAAGGGUGAACGUCGUUGGGGAUAGCGCCGAGACAUAACCAGACAUCGUAGAAUAAAAGCGAGGGUAGGGGCGGGUAGGGGAUGGAUAAGGCUCGUGGGAAUCGAAGACCGCGUGGGAAACGAACCGCAAAUCACGGAGAUAAGGAAGGAAGAAGUUGGGGGAGGGAAGGAGGGGGGAGGAAGAAACAAGGGAGAAUAUCUCAAGAACGGAUGGACGGAUCUGGAUGCGGUUUGGGGUAGGUGUAGGUGUGUAUGGAAGGAGUAGGGAGAAAGAGACCGCAUGAGAAACGAACAGGUAGAUCCCGAGAUAUCAGCCCAUCUGUCCCAGCCCAGCCCUCUCCAACCCUCUGCACCAAAAUCCGAAUAUCUCCGUCAAUUCCCACACAAUCUCCACUAACCCGGACCUCUGGGGAAUCCUUGGAUCGCGCUCUACGCGAUGGUUUAAUCGGAUCGGGUAGAUAAGGGAUGGAUCAAAAAUGCGGAGGCGAAACUUGAUGAGGGGGAGGAGGAGGUGAAGUGAGGUGAAAGCUGUGGAAAUCCAAUGUGCUGGCAGAUCCAGGAAGCUAGAGUCGAGUGGAGGGUAAUGGAAGGUAGUGUGUGUGUCGUCUAACCUAUGGCUCCAGGCCAAGAUGGCACCAGGGAGGAGGAGAUAGCGGCAGCUGCCCAGAGGCAAGAGCUGGGGUGAUAGCUGAGGUGUAGGAGUGGAAGGAGGCGAAGUCAAGGCCAGGCAAUCGAUGGGAGUAUCAACUCAAGGCUCAAGACGAGCCAGAGGGUGUUGGAGGUAGUAGGGGUGAUGGUGAGAUACAACUGUUAACGGACAGAGGAAACCGGCAUGAAGAUGCGAGGGUGACCGGAAUAGAGAAGAAAGGGAAGACUAUUAGGGGAGUGAAUAGUGCUGGCCAAUCCGUAUCCCAGGAGCCACUAAUGUAGGCCCAAACAGAGUAGAGAGAUCGUCCAGGAGCAAGGGGAGUCUUGAGAUGAUAUCACAACCACACCAGAACAACCAUAUCCUACAAAGAGGGGUUGCUGGCAGGCGAUCUCUCACUCAGAAACACACACCAAGGGCGAGGAAAAGG
Stereum hirsutum FP-91666 SS1 is the source of this 1513-nucleotide messenger RNA. RefSeq lists its product as uncharacterized. The record is from RefSeq and is a predicted model, not a curated record. Bases 165 to 407 code for a protein of 80 amino acids. NCBI's taxonomy places the organism in Eukaryota, Fungi, Basidiomycota, Agaricomycetes, Russulales, Stereaceae. The transcript has a single exon.